UGUGUAGAAGGGUUCUCCUGAACGCUCGUAUCUAGUAUUCACACGAAUAACUAAAGAAGUUUGGAGUAAAUUUGGGUGUUUGAAGCGACAGGAAAGUGGCUGUAGACUUUGCAAUAAUAUUAUCUUUGAGGAGCGUAGUUUACUGUUUACGAUGGAUUGGAACUAUGUUUGUUUCGAACUAACAUUUUGUGAUAAAUAAAUGAUUAAAUAAAAAAACUAGCUCGUUUAUUUCUAUUGAAAGAUUUCUCAGAAAUGUUGAGCGUGAAUUGCCAAGAGAAACUCCAAAAACUCGAUUGCCAACUCCUAAACAAGGUCCUUCAUUCCUGUGCAGAUGAGCUAUGUGGCAGAAAUGCAAUGAAAUAUGAAGCUGUUAAGGCAUCAACUGACUGGACAGCAGAAGAACACAGUUGUAUCUGUAAUGAAAUAAAGAAAUUAUUUUCAGAAGUUGUUGGUAAUUCACUUGGAAAUGAAAUGGUACUUGCAAAUGCACCAGAGUUGGAUGCGUCCCAUCGGAAGUGUCUUCUAGAUUGCUUAGACAUACACAGGAAAGAUAUCAAGAGAACUUUAAUUGCAGAUUUAGCUUCCAUAUCAGGCCCAGUACUGAAGGAUUUUGACUGGAAACUAAAGUGGGUCAUGGGCAGCAGCAAGAUGUCAUCCUUAAGAGAACCUCUGCUGCAAAUGGAUUUCCACCUUUCUCAAGGUAAAUCACAAGGUGAAAUGAGCAUUAGUACUGUGAAUGUUGAAAUGGACAGAAAUGAACUGAAGAAUCUUUUAUCUUCAUUGGAAAGGGCUCAGGAAGCAGUAAAAAAUUUGCAUAAUUGAAUAUGUUUGUGAUCAGUUUAUUUAUGAAAUAAAAGUGAAAUGUGAAUGUAUAUACAUGCAGUAGUCAUAUGUGAUUUUUUUUAAUGUAAAUGAAACAUUAAAACACAGUGUAAUUGUUAACAGUUACUAAAAUUACUAUUAUACAUGUUCAGCAAGAAAUAUCCUCAAGUACUGCAUCACUUUUACAUCCUGAUUCCACAUGGGAAUCAAACAAAUAAUUUAUUCAGCAUCAACUUAAAACUACCAUUUUGUUCCUUAUGGCACUAACAUAUAUAAAUUAUAUAAUAAGACAAUGAGAGGUAAUAUAGUGAAACCUUGAUACCUAUGUAAUUUUUUUGAUCCAUUAAUGAAUGUAUAUUUUCUUGUGUCACACAGGAUUGCUGUACCAACAUGAAUAAGGUGGCUACCACCACUCAUGUCUCCUGGCCUGCACUUAAGUUAACUAUUAACAAGCAUUUUUCUUUCUUCUGUUAUAAUACGACGGUUGUCCAGACAGUAAGAUUCGAUCGGUCAAAAUGGACACCACAGUGAAAACCCGAUGAAGCUUUGCACAGAUGUGUUGGGUUAUGUCUCUAGUAUGAUGGUCGAUCGCAUCAAGACACACUUUUCAGUUGAGAGCGCACUGUUAGCGAGUAAAGGUGCCUAGGACAAUGAUGUCUCCCACCAAGCAGGAGGGCCCACUGAGAGUCUUCGCCUUAAGGAAGGCAGCCCACCUAACACAACUGCCACGGACAUACCUCUUCAUAGCAAUUCUCAGCCAUACUCUGCAGGGGCAGUGAAGACGCUCCUGCGCAUUUUCAAUAGGAAAUGUUCGAUCACCCACAACACAGCCCUCAUUGGUUUGUCCUGAGUAUCAUCUCUGUUCACAUGAAACGUUGAAUACAAAGACAACAUUUGGGUGCAGGCUACCCACUAUAGACCAGCGUAGAGAUUUAUUGGAAAGCACAGGUGGCUGGCUGCCUUCUAUGACAAUGGUGUUAGACAUUUGUUGGAGCAUUAUACCAAACUUCCAAGUCGGAGUGGCGACUAUGUAGAAAAGUAUCUGGAAAGUGUAGCUAACUCUUGCAAAUAAAAUGUUUCUGAUUUUCACUGUGGUUUCCAUUUAGCGACUGAUUGGAACUUACUUUCUGGACAACCCUCGUAUAUCUGGCCAGUCCCUUGUGUAAUAAAGUCAAGGUUUCACUAUAUAUGUCACUAUACACUUAUACUGAGCUGGAAAAUAUUUAUAGUUAAAAGGUAUAAAAAAGGCAUAAAAUUUCAUUGGACAAAGACUAGAUCUUGCUUGAAUUGCCACAUUAUUCAUUUUUGAGUAACAAGCAACUAUUUCGCUGCAGGUAAACCUUUUUGGCAAGUAACACAGAAAUAAACUGACAACUGACUGAUUUUUACAAGAAGAAUAAAUUGACAAGUUGAAUGCCUAAAAGUCUGGCAUAUUUAAUCAGUUUUCUCAGUUAGUGUACAAAAUAUACAAAUCAAUCUGGAAUGUUUGCACCUUCAUCACAUGAUCAAUUGUAUCUAUAAAUAACAUUUAUGUUGUCGUAUGGGAAAUCACAAGCCAUGAUAUAAUGAAAUAAAACAAGAACAUUGGAUACACUGCAAGAGCUUUUCUUCCCGGUGGCUGACUG
This is a messenger RNA of Schistocerca cancellata (South American locust), 2447 nucleotides long. RefSeq names its product COMM domain-containing protein 8-like. The coding region runs from base 253 to 822 and encodes 189 amino acids. The transcript is spliced from 4 exons. The record is from RefSeq and is a predicted model, not a curated record. Lineage: Eukaryota; Metazoa; Arthropoda; Insecta; Orthoptera; Acrididae.